GAAGCCAAUUUUUGGAGUUGCAUUCUCACUGCUUCAUCCUUUGCAUAAUUCAUAAUAUUAUUAAAACGCUCGGGAUAGCCUAAUAUUUUCUUAAUUUCUACUAAACGGUGUGUACAUGUUGCUUUCUGUUCUAUUCUGUGCUCUAACUCUAGACUUUAAACAUGACGACCUGGUGUGCGGGGCGGAAAUAUCAUGUAGUCCGUAGUGUGCAUUUGUCUGUUUCCGUGUGAAGGUGUAAUUGCGAGAGAUUACUGACCCAGAUCGAGAUGAUAACAGGUUCUACAGUAAGGGUCUGAUGUCAUUUCGUGCAACAGCAGUCUGACUGACACUGAGCAGUAUUCACACAGUCUCGCGGUGCCAUGCUGCUGUUGGCUCAGGAGGUGUUUGUGUUGACGACUCUUCAUCUGUCUGCUCACAUCUCAGUCCAUUUUACUCCCACUAUCACUAUGCUUUCUGUACUGUGAUUGGGGAAAGGUCCUUGCUCUUAGUUGGAAGAUGCCAAAUGCAGAGCUGAGAAUGCACAUGUGGAACUCCUUCCCCUGGAAAUGGCCAGUGCAGUCUGGUCCCUCCCUGUACCUGGGCUGUCUGUAUUUCCUCUGCUCUGUCACCGGGGUUUCAUCAAGCAUUUGCAAAGUAACAGGAGGUGUGCUGGGCAUCCAUUGGAGCAGCGUUAUUGGUCUGGGCUGGCAGCCACUGGCGAUGGACCAGGGAGGGCCUCGGUGCUGGGAAUCCUGCUGUCUGAAGCCUUCCUGCGGUGCUGUGUGGAGCCUCGGUGGCCGCUGUGUGUUACUGGCCUGUGGUCGAUCGGAGGGCUGCUCCAUCACCUCGCUCCCACAGCCUGAUAUAGAAUCUCUGGGGCUUUUGCAGCUGCUGAACAAGAGCAUGCACAGGAGGAGGAAAGCACGCCACGUUCAGGAUGUCAGAGUCAUUCGGGAGGCAGAGCAUGACAUUCCAGAGGUCCAAUCCAUACAUCCCACAGCAUGGUUGACUACAACCAAAGGUCUGACUCCUGUACAUACAGCAGGUAAAACCCUGAGCCAGUCCACCAGUAGCACUGGAGAACAGGUGGAUCUCUCAGCAUCUGAGCAUGAUUCAACAUUGGUAGCUGGCACUACGGAUCAUUCUGCAUCUAACAACAGUAAUCAGUCAUCACAAUCCACGUCUGAUACCCAUUCAGUGACUCCACCAACAACACCAGCUGGAACAGUGCGGGAACUGGUCGUGUCUGCUGGCAACAGCGUAGAGGUCACUUUACCGCGCAAUGAGGUGGAGCUGAACGCUUUUGUAGUGCCAGCACCCCGCUCAGGGACUAACUAUGACUUUGAUUGGCGUUUGAGGACACAUCCAAAAGACUAUAGUGGAGAAAUGGAGGGUAAACACAGCAAGACGCUCAAGCUCAGUAAGCUGACAGUGGGUCUGUAUGAGUUUGAGGUGGUAGUGGAUGGUGAUGGGGUGCAUGGGGAAGGAUACGUCAACGUUACUGUCAAACCAGAGCCAAGAGUAAACAAGCCACCUGUUGCCAUGGUUUCUCCAAAGUAUCAGGAAAUCUCUUUGCCAACAAGCUCGACUGUGAUUGAUGGCAGCCAGAGUACUGAUGAUGAUAAAGUGGUGUUGUGGCAUUGGGAGGAGGUGAAGGGACCACUUAGAGAAGAAAAGGCUUCAGGUGAUACUGCUAUUCUCACCCUGACCAAUUUGGUUCCUGGUAACUACACCUUCAGUCUCACAGUGACUGACUCAGAUGGAGCUCAGAAUUCAACCCAAGCCAUGUUAUUAGUCAACAAGGCCACAGACUACAGGCCUACAGCUAAUGCUGGACCCAACCAAGUGAUCACACUGCCACGCAACUAUAUCACACUAUACGGCAACCAAAGCACUGACGACCACGAGAAUCUGUCCUAUGAGUGGUCACUCAGCCCUGAGAGUAAGGGCAAGGUGGUGGAAAUGCAGGGCGUGAGGACGCCCACUCUCCAGCUUUCUGCCAUGCAGGAGGGCGACUACACUUUUCAGCUGACUGUCACUGACUCGUCUGGGCAGCAAGACACAGCUCAGGUCACUGUUAUUGUCCAGCCAGAGAAUAACAAGCCCCCUGUAGCAGAUGCAGGCCCAGACAAGGAACUUACGCUGCCUGUUGAUCGUACCACGCUGGAUGGCAGCAAGAGCAGCGACGAUCAAAAAAUUGCCACGUAUCACUGGACAAAGACCAAGGGACUGGAGGGGGUGAAAAUUGAAAAUGCAGACACUGCUGUUGCCACGGUGACCGGUCUGCAGGAGGGCGAGUACAUUUUCAUGCUGACUGUGAUGGAUGAAAGGAAUCUGGAGAAUUCUGACACAGUCUCUGUCAUUAUCAGGGAAGAGGAUGACCAGCCACCCAUCGCCAAGGUUCUGUCCAGUCCUCCAAUCACUCUGCCCAUCCGCACAGCAGUUCUGGAUGGUUCCAGAUCAUCAGAUGAUAAUGGUGGAAUCAGCUUCCUCUGGACCCGAGAAGACAGUAGCCCAGCAGCUGGGGAUGUCCUGAAUAACUCUGACCAUCAGGCAGUGCUUUUUCUUGGUAAUCUGGUGGAAGGGAAGUACACUUUCACACUGACUGUGACGGACAGUAAGGGAAAGACCAGUACUGAUAGAGGCAUUGUGGAGGUUCGAGCAGAUGCCUUUGAGCGAGACUUGGUGGAGCUGAUCCUGGAAGUUCCUGUGACCCAGGUGUCUCGCAGACAGAAGGAUAUGUUGAUCAGACAGGUUGGCGUCCUCCUGGGCAUACUGGAUAGUGAUAUCACUGUGCGAGAGAUUAACGCCUUCAAUGUGCAUAGCACUCGCCUGGUAUUUCUUGUGUCUGGAGGCCCUGGACGACCUCCCUUGUCUGGCCAUAGUGUUGCUAUGGAACUACGCAACAAACUUAGCAAGCAAAAAAAUGACUUCCUUAUCUUUAAGGCCCGGCGGGUGGACACAGUCAUCUGCCAGCUGAACUGCUCCAGUCACGGUGACUGCGAUUCCUUCACCAGACGCUGUGUUUGCCACCCAUUCUGGAUGGAAAAUUUUAUACGAAUUUAUCUUGGCGAUGCAGAGAGCAACUGUGAAUGGAGUGUAUUGUACGUGACUAUAGCAUCAUUCAUGAUCGUAGUUGCCAUAGCAACUGUAAUCUGGGGAAUGGUGUGCUGCUGUAGAAGUUUUAUCUUUCAGGUGACACGGCUUCAUUUCACCCAAGUCAAGCCGCGAUGAAGGGGGAGAACAGAGAUAUAACACUUAUAUGUUUCUGCUUUAUUUAGACAUUUCAGUUAUCUGUGUAUCAAAUACAGUAUAAUGUUCAUAUAUUCAUUCAUGAAUAUAAGUUCAUAACACCCAGACUAUGGUAUGUCAUGACUGUAACACAUUAUAAUAAUAAUAAUAAUAAUAAUAAAAGCACUAUAAUGUCAAUUUACAGUAUAUUUUUUAUGUGUAUACACUAAUGUUUGUCAAUAAACAACACAUAAGAUUAUGAAGCACAGACUUUAUUCACACUGCCAGACUACAAUGUAAACAUUAGUCAUAAACACUGCCUUGGUUGCUUUCGCUUUCAUGUGUUCUUCAUGAGUUAAAAGCAGCUCUUACAUUCAUACGGAUGUGAUCAUCACAGAUGUUUUGUAAUUAAUCAGACCACAAAACAACACAAAAACAUUUGAAAUUCUGAAUGAGAGAUGUUUACGAUGAUGUACCACUGAGAUUGGCCGGUGUUAUAGAUCAACUGUGGAUCAUGUUAUCUGGGCAUGUAUGCGUGCACUUGAGUAAUUUUAAUGGCCUUUUCUGCAGAAUCGUUCAAUGUGAAUUGCCAAGGAGCAAAGAAAAGACUUUUUUCACAUUAUUAAAAAUGUAAGCUAUAUAUAUUUACUGCUAUAUAUGUAUAAUAUACUGUAUAUAUAUUCAUUAAUUCAUUUAAACUUUUGAACUGUUUUCAUCGCUUUGCGAUUGUCCAAGAGAGAGAUGGAUUACAUUAACACUCGUUUGCUCUUUUUGCAUUCCUGGAUGUCAUACUCGAAUUUUGCCACCCGAAUUUUUCAACCCAUAUUCAACAACCUGAAUAAUGAGACCUGAAAUCCACCACUUGAAUAAUAAAAACUUACAUUUCACAACCUGAAUUUUUUUUAGGUGAAUUCACACAAAAUAUUUUCAAACAUUUACAAUUAUGAUAUUUUUUCAGGAUAAUGAAUUCAGAGGCUUUUUCACAUUCAAUUUCUGGUGAUAUAAAAAGGACGCCAUACAAACACCGGCAUUGGACGUGCGGUGCAGCUGAUACACACCCAAAAAUGAUAUACUUUAAAAUAAAUAGUUGCAGUUCAUGAACCCUUGGUACUGCAAACAUAAACCCAUUCUGUUUAUGAAAGUCUGCGUAUGGUGUUUUGUUUUAAUGUGCAUUAUUUAAUAUGUAUAUCAAUGCCCCUGGUUAUAGGGAUACAAGAUGGCGCCAUGGAUGGCUGCCUCGGUGUGUAGCUCUUCAGUUCUUUUGUUGUUUUUGUUUGUUUGUCCUGUGUUUAGUAAUAUUUUUCCAGUCAGUUUUACCAGGGACGAACUGCUGAACAAACGCGUGUUUGAACACAGCGCUGCAACAGCUGGCUGAUCAAAUCACAGACACAGAACAACAAUAUCCGGACUCAAUUAUUAUUAUUCUUGGGGAUUUUAACAAAGCAAAUCUCACACAUGAACUGCCCAAAUUCAAACAGCACAUUACAUGCCCCAUCAGAGACAGGAACAUACUGGAUAAUUGCUACACAACAAUAAAAGAUGCAUAUCGCUCUGUCCCUAGAGCAGCUUUGGGACUCUCUGAUCACUGUCUGGUUCAUCAUCUUCCAACCUACAGGCAUAAAUUAAAAUCAACCAAGCCAGUAGUAAGGACUGUAAAGAGAUGGACCAAUGAAGCAGAGCGGGAACUACAAGCCUGCUUCGAUUGCACGGAUUGGAGUGUUUUUGAGGCUGCAGACACCAAUCUGGACGGGCUCACAGAUACUGUUACAUCAUAUAUCAGUUUCUGUGAGGAUAUAUGCAUUCCUACUAGGACUUAUUUAAAGUUCAACAACAACAAACCAUGGUUUACAGCAGAGCUCAGGCAGCUUCAUCAGGACAAAGAGGAUGCUUACAAGGGUGGGGAUAAAGUCUUGUACAGUCAGGCCAGGAACACAUUGAACAAGGAAAUCAAAGUGGCUAAAAGAAGAUACUCUGAAAAUACUCUAAUGACCCUGCAUCAGUGUGGAGUGGCAUGAAACACCUCACAAAUUACAGGACUCCUACCCCCAACCUUGUGGUGGACCAACAACUGGCUGACGACCUGAAUGUGUUCUACUGCAGAUUUGAAAGGCCCAGUCUCACACCCCACAUCCACUCUGACCUUCACUUCACAUAAACACCAACACCUCCUGCAACCCCCCUCCUGCUACUCAACCUGCACUUAAGAUCUGUGAAGAUGAUGUGAGCCGGGUCUUUCGGAAACAAAAGACGAGGAAAGCUUCAGGACCAGAUGGUGUCUCACCAGCGUGUCUUCGAUCCUGUGCUAACCAGCUGGCCCCCAUCUUCACACAGAUCUUCAAUAGAUCACUGGAGCAGUGUGAAGUCCCAUGCUGCUUCAAACGCACAAUCAUUAUUCCUGUCUCAAAGAAACCAAAAAUCACAGGAUUUAAUGACUACAGACAUGUCGCCCUGACGUCUGUGGUCAUGUAAUCAUUUGAGAGACUGGUGUUGGCGCACCUGAAGAACAUCACUGGACCCUUUCUAGAUCCUCUUCAAUUUGCUUAUUGAGCAAACAGGUCUGUGGAUGAUGCAGUCAACAUGGGAUUGCAUCAUAUCCUGCAACAUCUGGACAGACCAGGGACAUAUGCAAGGAUCCUUUUUGUGGACUUCAGUUUGGCUAUCAACACCAUCAUCCCAGCUAUACUCCAGAAUAAAUUAGACCAACUCCCUGUUCCCAUGUCUAUCUGUCAGUGGAUUACCAGCUUUCUGACGGACAGGCAGCAGCUUGUGAGACAGGGGAAACUCACUUUCAGCACCUGUACAAUCAGCACUGGUGCCCCCCAGGAAUGUGUGCUCUCCCCACUAUUCUUCUCCCUCUACACCAAUGAAUCACUGCAUCACCAAGGACCCCUCUGUCAAGCUCCUGAAGUUUGCAGACGACACCACUGUCAUUGGCCUCAUCCAAGAUGACGAUGAGUCUGCAUACAGAAGGGAGGUUGAACAGCUGGCUGUCUGGUGCAGUCAAAACAACCUUGAGCUGAACACGCUCGAAACGGUGGAGAUGAUUGUGGACUUUAGGAGGAACACCCUAACACUGACCCCCCUCACCAUUUUAAACAGCACUGUGGCAGCAGUGGAGUCAUUCAGGUUCCUGGGCACUACCAUCUCACAGGACCUGAAGUGGGAGACACACAUUGACUCCAUUGUGAAAAAGGCCCAGCAGAGGUUGUACUUCCUUCGCCAGCUGAGGAAAUUCAACCUGCCAUAGGUGCUGCUGAUACAGUUCUACUCAGCAGUCAUUGAGUCUGUCCUCUGCACUUCUAUAACUGUCUGGUUUGGUUCAGCUAUGAAAUCAGACAUCAGAAGAUUACAAAGGACAGUUCGGAUUGCUGAGAGGAUUAUUGGUUGCCCCCUGCCCCCCCUUCAAGAACUAUAUAUUUCCAGAGUGAGGAAAAAGGCUGGAAAAAUCACUCUAGACCCCACUCACCCUGCCCAUUACCUUUUUGAACUGUUGCCUUCUGGCUGACGAUUCAGAGCUCUGAGCACCAGAACUGUCAGUCACAGGAACAGUUUUUUCCCAGGCUAUCUAUCUCAUGAACAGUUAAAUUGCCCCAUUGAGCAAUAACUAUGUGCAAUACACAGUUUAGUCUUUUUUAUAUUUAUCCAACACAUCCAGCCUCUUCUGCCAUUUCAUUCCUCUGAAAAAAAUGAAUAAAUAAUAAUAAUAAUAUUAGCACUGUACAUAACAGAUAACAGAUUUAUAUUAGAUUUGUGCUACGUAUGUGUAUGUAUGUUUGUAUCUGUGUGUGUGUGUGUACGUAUGUGUAUAUAUUUUUUAUUUUUAUUAUUAUUAUCUAUGCCUUACUGCUGUUUUUGUAUUGUUUUUGUAUUGUUGUACACUGGAAGCUCCUGUCACCAAGACAAAUUCCUUGUAUGUGUAAGCAUACUUUGCAAUAAAGCUGAUUCUGAUUCUGUAUUCUUAUGGCAUUAAAAAUAGCAGUGAGGUUCAGCAAUUGAGCUUGUAGUAAAAUAUCCCAUAAAAUAUGUUACAUGCAAUGUGUUAGACAAAUGAAUUGCAGAACCACACUGCUAUUUUUAUUGCAAGGAUAAUAUAACAAAGUAUUGCAAUGAUUUAAAUAAUGAAAAGGCAGUAUUUUCUUUUAUUUUUAUCCUAUUUUAUACUAAACUGUUAUUCUUAAUGUACAUUAUUCCACAUGUAUUUAUAUCACUGUACCUUGUGUUAUAUUAUCCAGGCAUUAUAAAAAGAGAAGUUGAGAUUUGGAGUCCAUUUGGAAGAUACUCGUAGAUAAAUGCAAUGUGCAAAUAUAAAGAGGGCAUAUAUUUAUGCAACAGUGCUCUUCACUCAUCUCACUCGCAUUAAAAAACACUGAUUAUAUACUACUCAAAAUGCAUCAACACCAUGGAAAGAACAUAUUGAAACAGUUAUGCAGAAUUAAUUAAAUAAAUGCUUUAACAGCAUUCAUUUGGCUCUAACAGCUGAAGGUGUGGGGAGGAGACUGUGAUACGUGUUUAGAUAAGCAACAGCGCCUACUGUACAGGGGUGAAAUGUGUCUCACCACAUUUCAUGUUCAUACGGACUCUGUGUGAAUAGACCUUCCGUCAGAGGUUCGUCUUGCAAAAUCAUCUCGGAUUUGGUGUAAACAGGCCUUUUAAGCCCUGCAAACACUGACAGCGAUUUUUAUCUCUGGAGGUCGUCAGGUCGCUGUACUGUUGGUCGCUAGUAGGUUUUCUCUGCUGUUGGAUGCCCUAAUGUAAUUGGUGGGCUGCGCAACUGGCCAUAGCUUUUGAAAAACUGAUAAUAAAUUAGAUCUAUUUUUGGACACAAUAAAAUAUUGUUCUGUUAAGACAAGGAAUCAGAAAAAUGGCUUUUUAGUUUUCAAAACACGCUCCGUCCACACUGACAUAUUCAAGCGGUUUCCAUAAGUUUCUCAUCCACACCGAAAAGUAUCAAAACCUCUUACUGCGCAUGCGAAAAAUCACCAUUUCAUGUACUGUCUGAAACGCAGUUGUCUUCGUUUUUUGUCACCGGACAACAAUUCUGAGUAAACUUCCCAACGCUUUUGAAGGAAUACAAUGUGAAGGUUGUACAAAGUAACAUUUAUCUUUUACAACGCUAUCAAAGUAAAAAGCAGGCACAAUAACACUGCUACAACAUGGGCCACCAUCUGGAUUGUUUUGGGUUGAAUGGAUCACAUGACUGCGCCAAAUGACAACAAAUACAUAAUUGUUUUCAGAUAUCUCCGUUUUCCUGUCCACACUACAACGUGAAGAUGGCGUUUAAAAAUGUAUCCACUUGGGAGAGCGUUUUCAAAAAGCUCAGUUUUCGCUGUCAAAAACGCUGUCUCAGUGUGAACAUUAAAUGUAGAGAAACGUGGAGAAAAAGAUGCGUUUUAAAACGAAAAUGUAUUAGUGUGGACAGGGCCUCAACUUUUGUCAAGUCACUGAACUCGCCCGCAUCACAUCGCUAACGGUCACUGGAAAUUGUCAACAUUCUCACUGAAAAUUAAUGACUUCCUGUUACUUUGUCGCUGUCAGAAUGAACGGGACUUCAGAAAGAUGAUAAACUGCUAAUACUUAUUUUUGUGAAGUGUUUGAUUUAAAGUUUGUUUGAUGGGUUGCUAGUGUUUAUUAAAAUUGCAUAUGCUGUCUU
Molecule: messenger RNA, 8860 nt
Organism: Myxocyprinus asiaticus (Chinese sucker)
Lineage: Eukaryota; Metazoa; Chordata; Actinopteri; Cypriniformes; Catostomidae
Product: KIAA0319-like ortholog
Exons: 21
Coding region: 496-3213 (905 amino acids)
Cellular component (GO): plasma membrane; cytoplasmic vesicle
Source: RefSeq, a predicted model, not a curated record